Messenger RNA from Vitis riparia (riverbank grape), 931 nucleotides. RefSeq names its product B3 domain-containing protein Os04g0386900-like. Gene Ontology annotation, molecular function: DNA binding. Lineage: Eukaryota; Viridiplantae; Streptophyta; Magnoliopsida; Vitales; Vitaceae. The transcript is spliced from 3 exons. Bases 137 to 712 code for a protein of 191 amino acids. The record is from RefSeq and is a predicted model, not a curated record.
UCCCAAACGGAUCAACAAGCGUAUUUUUUCCAUAGAUUUUGUUUUUAAAAUGUAGGAAGUGUUUUGAAAGUGGUGAAGUUUUUAUUUGAAGACAAGAAGGAAAUGAGAAGAGCUCAACAGUCCAUGCCCUGAGAAGAUGAAAGAGAGGAAGAGAGGAAGAGAACAGCUGCAGCAAAGAAAUCUGGAAGACAGGCAGAGCAAUUCAAGAACACUCCCAGAAACCCCACAUAUGGACUCUUUGGCAAGAAAUCGAAGCACCAAAGCUGAAAACUCCAAAAUGGAAGAAUCUGGGGGCCAAACUUCAGAAGAGCCUGCAACUAAGUUUCAAGCAGAUGAAAUUCAUCCCCUUUUGGGGAAACCAUACUUUCAUGUGGUUCUUGUAAAAUCACAUUUGAAUCAAAUGGUGCUUCCUACCAAAAUGCAUCCAUCAGUUCCUUCUACUGUGAUUCCUGCAGUUCUUGUCCAUCAGGACAAGAGAUGGGAGAUGACUUUUAAUGGAGAUCACCGUACCCACAAACGGUUUGAUAUUGGCUGGAGAACAUUUGUCAAUGACAACAACCUGAAAGCUGGAGAUGCAUGUGUAUUUGAACUCAUGGAGUGCAAUACUAGCAAUAUCAAGUUCAGAGUUCAAAUUCUCAGAGGUGAUAUCCCAUCUAUAUUGUUAGACAGGGCAAAUGGUGAAACUUCAGAUACUGCUAUUGUCAUUGAGUAGACUUUCCCCUAUAAGAACUGUUCCUGGAAUUUUUUAUUUCCUGUACAUUUACCAGUCAGGAGCUAGGUUAGAUAUUUGAAACUCCAGUAGAUACUGAUGUGCAUCUGUUGUUUGCAUAUGUGGUUGUCUUAAUCAGAAAUGUCUCAUCAUUCAUAUUCAUCCAUUCACACAAUAUCAUAUUAUAGUAUAUUUAUGCAUAUCACUGAUUAAUACUGAAAA